Molecule: messenger RNA, 1551 nt
Organism: Paramecium tetraurelia
Lineage: Eukaryota; Ciliophora; Oligohymenophorea; Peniculida; Parameciidae
Exons: 1
Biological process (GO): retrograde transport, endosome to Golgi
Molecular function (GO): phosphatidylinositol binding
Source: RefSeq, a predicted model, not a curated record
AUGGUGAUAAAAUUGAAUUAUGGAAUAUGGAUGAGAUUCUCAUAGCAGGAGGGGAGUUUUUGGCCCUAAAAUAGCAAUAGUACGUAUUAUUACAAUUCUAGACAAACAAGCACAGAGAUGACUAAAUAUCCUGAAUAUUAGAAUAACCACCAGGAUGGGAAGUUAUAUCCUGGAUUCAAUGAUUAUCAAUCUCCUCCUAGUUUUAUUUCUUAGCCCUAAUUUGCUAAACAAGGAACUUUAAAGGAGGAAUCUGAAGGUUUGAUGCAGACACCUCCACCUCCUCAAAUGCCUCAACUUCCUCAACCUCCUUUGCCUCAACAGCUCAUUAAUCAAUAAAACGUAAUGGUUAUAGAAGGUCAACGAUAUAAGGUGUAUCCAGGAUAACAAAUGUAGAUAAAUCAGAAUUCUUUCUUGUAUAAACAUCCAAACAUUGACGUGAAGAUUCAAAGUUAUUAAGAGUAACCAGGCUCUUUGUUUUCGAAAUCAUACAUAUUGUAUAAAAUCACUUUGGAUCCAUAUGGAUAUUUCAUUAGUAGGAGAUAUUCUGACUUCGACAAAUUAAGAGAAUAUUUGGUUAAGAAUUAUCCAGAUUACUAUGUUCCUCCAAUUCCCAAGAAGGUGACUUCGAGUACUAAGAAUAAGAUUGCUGAUUUCAGAUAGUUAGCGUUAGAGAAAUUCAUGAAUACAAUCAUUAGACAAUUCUGGUUCGAUAGCUUAGUAGACAGCUUUUUCAGUUGUCAAAAUGAUAAUGAUCUAUAAAAUAAGCUCAAAUAAUAGAAAUAGAGACAAUAUGAUAUCUAAAAUUUAGCAACUUUGAAUGGAUAAAUUGAAUGUUAGAUAAGUUCAUAAAUUGAGGGGUUCUUCUCAUAUUAAUCAAGUACUUUUAGUAAGGAUUUGGAAUGCUAUAACAAUAUUAGACAAAUAUCUAAGAAAAUUGUGGGUUUAAACAAAUAGUUAAGUUAAGAAUAUAAAUCACUGGCAGAUUAAUUUGUGAAUUUGCAAUAAAGAAAUAGGGGUUAAAAUGAAUAGAUACCUGAGAAGGUAGAUGAAAUCUAUUAUAAACAUCUUAAUUAAAUGUUCUUAACAUGGAGUAGAAAAUAAGAAGAUAUUGGAUUGAUUGUUACUAAGCAUCUAAGUUACUUUUACAAAUAUUAAAACUAAGUUAUUGAAACACUCAAAGAGAAAAUUAAGUAUAGAGAUUCAUUAAGGGAUGAAACAUUAAAAUAAUUACAAAAGAUUGAAUCUAAAAUAGACAAACAAUUUAAAGAAUUGAAUGAUAGCUAAAUUCAAUAACGAACUCAAACUUAAUCAUAAGAAAUCUUCACAGAAAAACAAUAAAAGUAAAGUUUGUUUCCUAAAGAAACCAAAUAAUAUGAAGUUAUUUCCGAUAAUUUUGGAUACUUCAAUAACAAUAUUUACUAAUAAAUAUAAAUCAUAAUGAAUCUGAGCCAAUAUUAAACUACUUAGACAAUUUUAAAUAUGCAGCAAAAAAUGGCAUAGAUCUAUUUGGAUAUGGUCAAAGAAAAUGAAUAAUUAUUUGUGAGAAACUGA